AUGUUGACAAAGUUCUACCAACAUAUCCUGGCCUUGGUCUUUAGUGCUCAAGAGAUCAAUGGAAAUCCACACAUUUUGUCCAAUGCUACACUUGGUUUCCACAUCUAUGACAGCUACUUCAAUGCAAAGAUGACAUAUCACAGCACCAUGGACCUGCUCUUCAAAUUGCAAGAAUCUGUCCCUAAUUACAUAUGUGAUAGAAAGAAGAACCUCAUAGCUAUCAUUGGUGGAGCUGAUGCAGAUAGCUCUUUCCGUAUGGCAGACAUCUUAAGUCUCCACAAAAUUCCUCAACUCACAUAUGGAUCAUUUGCCCUUGAGGAGAGGAAUGCUAUAGAAUCCCCCACCUUUUACCGCAUCUCGCCAAAUGCAGCCCAUCAGUAUCCGGCGAUUAUUUGGUUGCUUCUCCAUUUUCGAUGGACAUGGGUUGGACUCCUCAUUGUAGAUGAUGAGAGUGGUGAGAAGUUCUUGAAGACUCUGGAGCCAUUGCUUUUGAGGAAUGGAAUCUGUUUAGCAUCCACAGGAAGAAUCCAAAAACAACCCAGAUGGGACCACUUACAAGAACUUUAUGGUUUAUUAUCAAAUAUCUAUCCAACUCUAGCAGACACCAAAGCCAAUACAGUUUUAUUCCAUGGAGAAGCUGUGACCAUGCUCCUAUUGAACUCAUUGAUAUUCUAUGGGCAUUAUCUAUAUGAUAAAAAAGUAUCAAUUGAAAAAGUGUGGAUUAUGACAGGCCAGGUCGAUAUCGCUUUAUCAGGCUUUCAAAGGGCCUUCAGUUAUGACUAUUUUCAAGGGGCCCUUUCUUUCACAAUUCAUUCCCUUGACGUUCUUGGGUUCCAGAAAUUCCUUCGCAAUGUCAAACCUAACUGGACAGAAGGAAAUGGGUUUCUCAAGGACUUCUGGGAGCAAACAUUCAAUUGUUCAUUUCAAAAUUCCCAGGAGCCAGUGGUGGACAUUGGGUCAUGUACUGGGGAGGAGAGGCUGGAGAGUCUCCCUGGGCCACUUUUUGAAAUGCACAUGACUGGCCACAGCUACAGUAUCUAUAAUGCUGUCUAUGCUGUGGCACAUGCUUUGCAUGCCAUGUUCCUAUCUACAUCUAAUCACCGAGCAAUUAUGGGUGACAAAAGAAUUGAUCCUCAAGAUCUCCAUCCUUGGCAGCUCCACCAUUUUCUCCAAGACAUUUCAUUUAACAAUUCAGCUGGAGAAACAAUGUCUUUUAAUAAGAACAAGGAAAUGGGAGCUGGAUUUGAUAUAACAAACCUGAUCAUAUUCCCAAACAAUUCAUUUCAAAGAGUGAAAGUUGGAAGGGUGGAUGCUGAUACUUCAGAAGGCAGACAAUUUGUCAUUCAUGAGGAUAUGAUUGUUUGGCACGGACAUUUUAAUCAGGGGUUGCCCCUUUCAGAAUGCAAUGAUCACUGCUACCCUGGUUAUUACAAGAAGGAGGCGGAAGGGAAAAUUAUUUGUUGCUACACGUGUGGUUCCUGUCCAGAAGGAGAAUUUUCCAGUCAGGAGGAUAUGGUUCAGUGUACCAGAUGCCCUGAAGAUCAGUAUCCAAGCAAGGAUCACGACCAGUGCAUCAACAAAAUUGUAACUUUCCUAUCUUUUGAAGAACCUUUAGGGAUCACAUCAACUUUACUAUCUGUGUCUUUGUCCCUGAUUACAGCUUUAAUGCUUGGGACAUUCAUUAAACACCAUGAUACCCCCAUAGUCAAGGCCAACAACCAAGAUAUCACCUACACUCUCCUUGUUUCUCUGCUUCUCUGCUUCCUUUGUUCCUUCUUGUUCCUUGGACAACCUAAAAAGGUGACUUGCUUCCUCCGUCAAGCUACUUUUGGCAUCAUCUUCUCUGUGGCUGUUUCUUGUGUCUUGGCCAAAACCAUUACUGUUGUUGUAGCUUUCAUGGCUACCAAACCUGGGUCCAGGAUAAGGAAAUGGGUGGGGAAAAGAACAACCAAUUUUAUUCUUUUUCUUUGUUCCUUCAUUCAAGCAGGCAUUUGCAUGGUGUGGCUUGGAACCUCUCCUCCCUUCCCAGAUUUUGACAUGCAGUCAAUGACUAUGGAGAUUGUGGCAGAAUGUAAUGAAGGGUCAAUCAUCAUGUUUUAUAUUGUCCUGGGGUACAUGGGACUUCUGUCCCUCAUCAGCUUAACUGUAGCUUUCUUUGCUAGAAAGCUGCCAGACAGUUUUAAUGAAGCCAAGUUCAUCACCUUCAGUAUGAUGAUCUUUUGCAGUGUUUGGUUGUCUUUUGUUCCAACCUACUUGAGUACCAAAGGGAAAUAUGUGGUAGCUGUGGAGAUCUUCUCUAUCCUGGCUUCCAGUGCCGGGUUACUAGGUUGCAUCUUUUCCCCCAAGUGCUAUAUUAUUCUGCUGAAGCCAGAGUUGAACAAGAAAAAAAUCCUAAUUAGUAGAAAUAAUUGA
This is a messenger RNA of Gekko japonicus, 2412 nucleotides long. Its product is annotated as vomeronasal type-2 receptor 26-like. Gene Ontology annotation, molecular function: G protein-coupled receptor activity. Gene Ontology annotation, cellular component: membrane. The record is from RefSeq and is a predicted model, not a curated record. Gene Ontology annotation, biological process: G protein-coupled receptor signaling pathway. The transcript has 5 exons. The coding region runs from base 1 to 2412 and encodes 803 amino acids. NCBI's taxonomy places the organism in Eukaryota, Metazoa, Chordata, Lepidosauria, Squamata, Gekkonidae.